This is a messenger RNA of Drosophila eugracilis, 1243 nucleotides long. Its product is annotated as phenoloxidase-activating factor 2. NCBI's taxonomy places the organism in Eukaryota, Metazoa, Arthropoda, Insecta, Diptera, Drosophilidae. The record is from RefSeq and is a predicted model, not a curated record. Bases 1 to 1221 code for a protein of 406 amino acids. Gene Ontology annotation, molecular function: serine-type endopeptidase activity. The transcript has 4 exons. Gene Ontology annotation, biological process: proteolysis.
AUGAAUCGGUACGGUCGGAUAUGGUGGCUGCCACUGCUACAGUGGCUCAUUCUCGGAAUUGGAAUUAGUGUGCAGGCUUGGAGCUUUGGGCCUGCUCAGUCGGAUGCCGGGCAGAAUCCUGGUCGAGUGCCCCAACCCAGCGACGUGGGUAGCACGGCCAAUCACACGAUUCUCACCAGGCAGUUGAUUGUGGGCACUUUGCUGCCGCCGCAAGUUUCGCCGGGCACCUGGCCACCAGUGCCAUCCAUAGUUAGUCCUGGAACCACAAGCUAUUGCCAGUGCGUUCCACCCGGAUCUUGUGCUAAUCCCAUACCCACUGCAUCCAGCGAUGGCAGUGGCCAACUGGACAUCAGGAUUGUCAAUAAUGGAGGAUAUCCCUCCGUACCUACAACAUCUUCUACGUUGACCUGCAAUUACGGAUUGGUGGCCUGCUGCCAGGCGGGAAGCUAUCAGUGUGGCAGAAGGUUUCCUCCACCACCCGGCGCCACUGCUGCAGGACCAGGUCAGGCCAGUUACGGAGCAUAUCCUUGGCAAGCUGCCCUGCUGACCACUGCGGAUGUUUACCUGGGCGGCGGAGCACUGAUCACCGCACAACAUGUCCUCACCGCUGCUCAUAAAGUCUACAACCUGGCACUCACUUCCUUCAAGGUUCGCCUGGGUGAGUGGGAUGCCGCCAGCACAAGUGAACCGAUUCCUGCCCAGGAUGUGUACAUCUCGAAUGUGUAUGUGAAUCCCUCAUUCAAUCCAAGCAAUCUGCAGAACGAUGUGGCCAUCCUGAAGUUGUCCACUCCCGUUUCGCUGACAAGCAAAUCCACCGUUGGCACCGUCUGCCUGCCCACCACCAGUUUUGUGGGUCAAAGAUGUUGGGUAGCUGGGUGGGGUAAGAAUGACUUUGGACCCACUGGAGCAUAUCAGGCGAUUGAGAGACAAGUGGAUGUACCACUGAUUCCCAAUGCCAAUUGCCAGGCUGCCUUGCAAGCCACACGGCUGGGCUCUUCUUUCAUCCUCAGUCCCACCAGCUUUAUUUGUGCCGGCGGAGAAGCUGGUAAGGAUGCUUGCACAGGAGAUGGGGGUUCUCCACUGGUCUGCACGAGCAAUGGGAUAUGGUAUGUUGUAGGUCUGGUGGCCUGGGGCAUCGGCUGUGCCCAGGCAGGAGUUCCUGGGGUCUAUGUAAAUGUGGGCACAUAUCUGCCCUGGAUUCAGACUACGUUAACGUUGUAAAAAUAAAACUUAAAAUGAGCAA